This is a messenger RNA of Chiloscyllium plagiosum (whitespotted bambooshark), 5343 nucleotides long. RefSeq names its product synaptotagmin III (gene syt3). The record is from RefSeq and is a predicted model, not a curated record. NCBI's taxonomy places the organism in Eukaryota, Metazoa, Chordata, Chondrichthyes, Orectolobiformes, Hemiscylliidae. Gene Ontology annotation, biological process: calcium-ion regulated exocytosis. Gene Ontology annotation, molecular function: calcium ion binding; calcium-dependent phospholipid binding; clathrin binding. Gene Ontology annotation, cellular component: plasma membrane; exocytic vesicle.
GGGAGAGAAAAGAAUAGGAGCUCUGGGAAUGUUAAGCUGCUUCAGGAGAUGUGGGAACACUUGCUCUCUGUAAUACAAAGGGAGAGAGAGAGAGAGGGCGAGCCACACAAGUGAAGACCUACUGAUAUGACGGCUCCUGCAUCUGGUGCAGACCACUAAUGGAUUGAAGUGGGAGGAAGGAUUAAUGUGAACCAAGAGAAACAGCCGUGCAUCACUCAUUCAAGGACAGCAGCAGGCAGAGAGGGUGUUAGAGCAAGCUGCCUGAAGUCUGAGAGAAUCCAGGAAAGGGUGGGGGUGGGAAGAGAGAGAGAGAGAGGAGAAAAAUCAGCACGGAAUGAAACCGAGAGGGAGGGAUGCACAAUUGUAGGAGCUCAGGACCCACGUACCUAACUCUUACACAAAGACUGGAACAAACUGACUGAGGAUCCAUAUCCACGGGUUCUGCUCUCUCUAUACCUUCAGCAUCUGCGAGAGAGGUGGUGGGAGGGCAGGGGAGGGGGAGAAAAAGGACUAACCCUUGCCCAUUGGACUGAAGGCAGACAAAUCGCUGAUUGAAGAUUUAAACCAGGAACUGGAGAGAGCUAAAGCAGCAACUCAUUUAAACACCUGGCUCUGAGAACCCCCCAGAUUGUUCAUCAGGCAAGGCCUAAUCCUCCCCAGAUUUGGAAUUUAACAAAAAAAAACUCCUCGAUGAUUUUUAACAGGAGGAAAAAAGAAGCAGGGAUGAGAAGCAGAGAGGCCACCUUCACAAUGACUUUCAAAUCUGAGCGAGAUUAGUCACUGCUUCGAAAAUCUUGCGUCUUCUUCACGAAUAAUAAUGGGAGUGGGACUUGAAGGCAAUCUUGUGAGAUCUCUCUGAGGAAUCAUAACCGUGUUCCAAAGCAAACAGAGCUCAGUAAUUGCAGUGUGUUUCAGGAGGACUGGGAGUGGGAGCAUCAGCAAUUUGUUCUGUUCCUCGAAUCUUGGAGAUUUUGAACCGCAUCUGGCAGCAGAUAUUCAAGAGUUCCUUGUAGCCCUCUGAGAAAGCGAAGAUCAUGAGAAGGGUCACGACUCCCCUGUGCCGAGGUGGCAAGGGCAGGAGGGUAACCAGAGGCUCCUGACUCCAGAACGUGGAGGCCACUCCAUCCUCUCGGACACAGAAGCCCCACCACCACAAGCCACGAUCCAAGAAGGGGGCAAAGGCUUGGCCACUCUCCUCAGCAGGGAAGAGGGAAGAACUCAUCUGGUGUUUUUUAAUUGGAGGCCUGCCCAUCGUGUGGGCCCAAGGUUUGGUCAAGGCCAUGUGCGUUAGGGGCUUAUUCACAACCAGCCGCAAACGAUUCGUUCUCCUUCCCCAUUCAGAAAGGGACACUCAUAGGAGUUGGGUCUCCUAAGCUAAGACGUGACGGCCAAAGAUUGAGGAUUGAAAUUUCCACGGAGAUAACCAGUCGCCAACCCCUUCACCUUCACUCGAAACCCCCUUUUCAGGAAGGUCCCCAAAUCUGAGCAGAUUGUCUUCUCCAGGAUCUGGCAGAGUCUCCUCUCAGACUUGCUUUCCAACGAGAGCCUUUCCCACCCGGUCAACUUCCUCUUCCAUCCCCCGUCGUGCAGCUGGUUGUCUUUUCCCUUCAUCGCUCGAAGGCGAUGCUGCGGCGAGAUGUCUGGAGACGGAGAGGAAGAGCUGUGCCGAAACGCACUAACGUUGGUCCAUGAACUGUGCUUCGGCAUCCGGGAAAACCGCAACAACGAGAAGUGCAUCGAGUUCUCCUACCUCAUGCGCGAUCGAGACCGCACACGCCACAUCGAGACAGAUAUAUCGGUCAGCCUCCUCUCGGUGAUUGUAACAUUCUGCGGCAUCGUUCUCCUGGGCGUCUCACUCUUUGUCUCCUGGAAGCUCUGCUGGAUCCCAUGGCGUGACAAAGGCUUGAACCCCCAGCGCAAGGACUCGCACCACCUGCACCACCUGCACCACCACUCGCACUUCACCGACCUUGCUGUCGAGCGCGUUGACUGUGGCCCAGAGAUGCCCGAACGCUCCUACCUCGACCUGGAGUCAUACCCCGAGUCCAGCAUCAAACUGAGCCAGACGUCGCCUGAUAUCCCGGUGGACACCAACUCCGGGACUAAGGAGAACAGCCUCCCAAACGCACACUCCCACCAACAGGUGUCUGUCCCGCCACCAGCAACAAGGUUCAACUCGCUCCCGAGGCCAAUCCCACAGCAGUUGUCCAGCCCGGACUUUGGGAGCCAGACCGAUGAGAAAGUGGAGCAGGUGACCAGCAUCGGUCAGAUCAAACCGGAACUCUACAAGCAGAGGUCCAUCGACACAGAGGCGAAGAAGCACCAGAAGGUGAACUGCGGGCGGAUAAACUUCCUGCUGAGGUACACGUACGCCACCGAGCAGCUGGUGGUCAAAGUCCUGAAGGCCCUCGAUCUUCCAGCCAAAGACGCCAACGGAUUCUCCGACCCUUACGUGAAGAUCUACCUGCUCCCUGACCGCAAGAAGAAGUUCCAGACCAAGGUGCACCGCAAGACGCUGAACCCAGUGUUCAAUGAGACCUUUCAGUUCAAUGUCCCGUUUAACGAGCUGCAGAACCGCAAGCUCCACUUCAGCAUCUAUGACUUUGACCGUUUCUCCCGUCACGACCUGAUUGGGCAAGUGGUGCUGGACAACCUGCUGGAAUUCUCCGACCUCUCCGAGGGAACACCCAUGUGGCGGGACAUCUUGGAGGCGACAUCGGAGAAAGCUGAUCUGGGUGAGAUAAACUUCUCCUUGUGCUAUCUCCCGACGGCAGGCAGACUCACAAUCACCAUUAUCAAAGCCACCAAUCUUAAGGCGAUGGAUUUGACUGGAUUCUCAGAUCCCUAUGUGAAGGCGUCAUUGAUCUGUGAGGGGAGGCGUCUGAAGAAGCGGAAGACGUCAAUAAAGAAGAACACACUGAACCCAGUAUACAAUGAGGCCCUGGUGUUUGACAUUCCCAACGAGAAUAUGGACCAUGUCAACGUCAUCAUUGCUGUCAUGGAUUACGACUGCAUCGGUCACAACGAGGUUAUUGGGAUGUGCUGUGUAGGGAAUGAUGCUGAUGGUGCAGGUCGGGAACACUGGACUGAAAUGCUGGCCAACCCACGCAAACCCAUUGAACAAUGGCAGCAGCUUGUUGAGGAAAAAGUCAUGAACAAUUACAUGACAAAAAGUUACACCACCAGUACAGGUGCCACCAAACCAGUUAGCAUUGUGGUGGAGAGUCCUCAUUCAGACUGAGAGUCUUACCAUACAUCACAUAAGGGAACACAAGAAGCCAGCAGUGCAUUUUUUUUUCAACUUUUCUUCGGUUUAUGAAAUCCUUUCUUCAUCGGGAAAGAGAGAAAGAAAGGUGGGGGAUCAAACCCUACAAUGUCUGCGUCCCGGUCUGAGGACAGCAAGCAAGAGGAAAUUGGGCAAUAAAUGGGCAGACUCAUCGAUUAACCCAUGGAUCAUUUAACAACCAUAUUCAGUUGCCACGUGUGUCUGUGUAUUUGGGAUGAAGGUGUCUGGGAGCUCGACUCAGAACCCAUUCCAAAACCAAGGUGAACGCUCGAAAACGAUGCAACCGCAAAAUUCAAUUUUCAGGGCAAAAAUAACCCUGUUUCGAAUGCAUGUUUCACCAUGGAUGUUUGUGGCUUGCGUAUGACAUGUGUGAGCAAGAAAUCACUGGCCCCCCACUGUAUCCAUCCCUCAACUCAAAUCCCUCCACCAAUCCCCACCCCAACUUGGGGCUACUUCACAAAGUCAAAAUAUUAUCCAUUCUCUGUACAUUCCUGCCAAUCGGAUGGACGGAUAACUAUGCUGCUGGACAUGUGAUUUCAAUGCACGAAUUCCAGGAGAAUAUUUUUUUUCCAGCCGGUCAUGUGUUUUUGAAAGCAUUUGGAAGCCAGGAGGUGGUAAGAACCCUCAAUCCUUUGGUGGCAACCUUGUUAAGUGAGAUCCCACCUAAAGUCAGGUCUCAGGGUAGUGAUGGGGAGAGCUGGGGGUUUGUGACAUUGGGGCUCAUUUAUAUUCAAACUUGAUCAUCAGGGAGCUGAACUGAUUGGAUAAGACUGUAAUGUUGUACUGGCGACCAAUUUCAGUCUCCUUUUGUCGGUGGAAAGUGAUGCGGCGUAGGGUCAAUCUAAUAUGACUUUCUACUAUCCACUUUCUUGACUACUCAAUCUCUCAAGGCCAGUUAAGAUUGCUGGCAAGUCCUGAGGCAGCAAUCAGUGGAUUUCCAAUCUUCUCCACAUUUCCUAUCAUUCCCCACCCUAUAGACUCACUCACAGUGUCUCUUAUCCCUUCAACACAUGCUGUUUGUGAGAGUUAGCAGUUUUGGUCCUGAUAUUCAAGCCCAGUUGACAGAAAGCAUGUGUAAACAAGAUUCCGAAAGGUUUCACUGAGCUUUUUAAUGGACUUUCUCCAGUCAUGGAGCAAAUAUCCACCCCUUCCCUUAUUGCUCCAAUUUGAUUUCUUGCCAAAGGCCAACUUAAUUCCUUGAAAUGCAAAAGGUCACGAAAGAACAUCAGCCUAAUGAUGCAAGUGGGUUGUGAGAUCCCCUUGCUCUUUGCUGCUUGCAUUCGAUCAGGCAGAUCACUAACCCCCAACCCCUACCCCCAAGAUCACCUACCCCACCAUUCCAACCUGCUUAUUAAGAAUGUAUAGAUGUGGUUCUUGUGGAGCAGUGGCAGUGUUGCUACCGCUGGGCCAGGGGACACAUGUUCAAUCCCACCUGCUCCAGUGUAUAAUAUAAUCUCUCAACAGGUUGGCUAGAAAAUGGGUGCAGGAGGAGAUUAUUCUCGAUCCUGUUUGACAUUCAAUGAGAUUAUGGCUGAUCCUCAAAAACGUCUAAUCUAAGGCUAGCAGGAACCAAACAUUUCAAGCUCCAACUAUUGGAAUAGGAGCAGAAUGGGAAUGGAACAGACUAGUGGUAUUGUCGCUAGGUGAUUAAUCGAGAGACCCAAGUAAUCUUCUGGGGACCUGGGUUCAAAUCCUCCCAUGGCAGAUGAUGGAAUUCAAACUCCUUAGAGUAAAAAUCAAGAAUUAAGAGUCGAAUGGUGACCAUGAAACCAUUGCCUAUUGCUGGGGAGAUCCUAUCUGGUUCAAUUGUGUCCUUCAGGGAUGGAAUCUGCCAUCCUUACCUGGUUUGGUCUCCAUGUGAUUCCAGACGCACAGCAAUGUAGUUAAGUCUUAACUAGUACGUACAGAUAAUAAAUGCAGGCCCAGCCAGUGAUGCCCACAUCCUGUAACUGAACAAAAAAAUUGUUAAAGUUGUCAAUUGGAUGCUUUUAUGAAUAGGAAGGGUUUGGAGGGAUAUGGGCCAGGUGCUGGCAGGUGGGACUAGAUUGGGUUGGGAU